CCCCCAGAGGCCCGCCGACAUGGACUCCCGGCUGAGCGGCCCGCGCGUCUCCUGUGCCCGGCAGUAGCGGCCCGCGCUGCGCCGCCGGACCUGCGUCAUGGGGUAGCAGCGAGGCAACGCGAACUAAGCUGCGCCAUGGACUGCUAUGUCCCCAACAACCCCUCCCUGUAUGAGCUGCAACCACCACCUCCAGUCUGCAGUGGGACCGCGGCUGGCUACUGGGACGGAGACAUGGGGUCCUUCUCUCUGCCCGCUCUCGACCUGGACCCUCUUCCGUCGCUGUUUCCCUUCAGCCCCUGCCCCGCGUCUUGCAAACAAGCUGAACUGGGAUCCGCCAUAAGUGAAAAGCAGCCACACGAAGUAGCAGAUGUGCUGCUGUCGCUAAAACAUGCUGUGGUGCACCCUGGCCAACUGUCUCCCAGCUACACCUGCUACCCAACAAGUCAGCAGUGCAGCCAGAGUGGCUACCAAGGUCCAUCAGCUUCGCUGUCGUACACCGUGCACCCUCACCAGAUGGUGUCUCCUGGUGGCGGAUACAGCGCGCAUUACCCAGAACAAAGCUUUUUUGGCACUCCACAGCCCCAGCAUAAUGUGUUCCCCAGCAUGAGCGUCAAUGUGUCCAUGAAUAUGACGAUGCAUGGCUACCCCACCUCAAUGGACAACCUGCAGCACCAGAUGACCUGCCCUCAGGUGCAGUGGAGCGCGGCACCACCCAAUCCCUCGCCUGUGUACGCCCAGACGACUCAAGCACUGCUCAGCCCCCAGCCCUACCCGGGCGGUGCUAACUUCUCCUUCACCGCAGACUUCAGGCCACAGCCUGUGGACACGGCACUGCUGGGGUCGGACUCACCUUUCAGGACUCUGGUCGCCUCUAAGCCUGCCAUGGCGCGUCGAAGCGCUGCCCCCAGCUAUCAGGCGAAGGUGUCGUUGGAGGAGUCUCCUCGCCCCAACCUUUGUCGUAUCUGCGGCAAGACAUAUGCGCGCCCUAGCACGCUCAAGACGCAUCUGCGCACGCACUCAGGAGAGAAGCCGUACCGCUGUGGCGACUGCAAGAAGUCGUUUAGCCAGGCAGCCAACCUGACAGCGCACGUGCGGACACACUCUGGCGAAAAGCCCUUCAGGUGUCCUAUCUGUGACCGGAGGUUCUCGCAGUCCUCGUCUGUGACCACGCACAUGCGCACACACUCGGGCGAGCGGCCCUACCGCUGCCGCCUCUGCAAGAAGGCCUUCUCCGACUCAUCGACGCUAACCAAGCACCUGCGCAUUCACUCCGGGGAGAAGCCUUACCAGUGCAAGCUGUGUCUGCUGCGGUUCUCUCAGUCGGGCAACCUCAACCGGCACAUGCGGGUCCACGGCGGAGGCCUGGCGUCGCUGCCAGCAUGACAGUGGCAGCUGCUGUACCCCUGCAUGGCCCCAUG
Messenger RNA from Bacillus rossius redtenbacheri, 1418 nucleotides. RefSeq names its product protein glass. The transcript is spliced from 7 exons. Gene Ontology annotation, biological process: regulation of transcription by RNA polymerase II. The coding region runs from base 136 to 1383 and encodes 415 amino acids. Gene Ontology annotation, molecular function: RNA polymerase II cis-regulatory region sequence-specific DNA binding; DNA-binding transcription factor activity, RNA polymerase II-specific. NCBI's taxonomy places the organism in Eukaryota, Metazoa, Arthropoda, Insecta, Phasmatodea, Bacillidae. The record is from RefSeq and is a predicted model, not a curated record.